UUUAACAGUUAGAUUUAUUUUUAAAAAAAAAAUCUGUUGUAAAACAUUAAUAAUUUAAAUUAAGCGUUUUAAUUUAAAUAAUUUAUAGAUGACUUAUAAUUUGACCGGUUUAGUGUUGUAUUUUUGUUUUCCACUAUCUAUGACAUUGUUUCAAAUCUGUAACCUUGGUAGUGGGGGAUGGGCGGCAGUAUAUUUUUCUAAAAAUCUGUUCUCCUAAACCGUUUUAAUUUGAGGAUCGUUUUAAAAUCCACUUUGUUGUACCAGGUCAUUUAGUCUUAUGCGUCUAACAAUUGUUAAUGGCUUAUGGAAAGAGAAUCUUUAAAUGAAUGUAGUUAAAGUGUAGUUUACUCGGCUGAUUUUAAAACAGCCGACAAUAUUGUUAAACAACGAUGGAUUUUGAUCAAAACGGCUAGGUAAUCAAACGUAUUUUAAGUUUUAUAGAUGAUUUUGGCUGUGGUAGGUGUAGAGCUCGACGUCGGCCUAAACGCAUUAGUUCUUUUCAUAGGCUAUUUGUGUAAAUUUUCGACGUAAUUCUAAUAUUUAAGUUAUUUCUGGUUAUUUUAGUGUGUUUUAUAUAUAUUUUUGGUCAUUUAAUCGAGUUUAACCACUGCGUGUCGUCGUUGGAAGGACUAAAGUUGCUGCGUCAUUUCAUGGAGGACACUCCUUGUAGGCCAUGUUGAAUCGACACGGAGAAGGACAUCGCCUUUUGUCAGCUUUAGUGUGUUAGUUUUUUUUUUACAUUGCGUUCAUGGGGCGAUUAUACAAUAUUGUUUUUGGGUUUUAGGCGUGUGGUUGUUUUUUUCCCCCGUUUAAUUUUAGGAACGUAUCACGUGGUUGCUUUAGACUUUUGAGUUUAGGUAUUUUUUGGGGUUUUCCUCUUCUCACAUGCAGUAGAUCAGGAACAGACUGAAAGGCGAGGUGAUCUUUACGUGUGUGUGCCGCAUUUGUCUGUUACGCGUGACUAAUCGGGUGAGCCAAUGGCGUGUUUCCAACCUGCCCUGGGUGAACGCGCCUUAGUUUUGGGGAACCAAUCAGCGAAGUCCUUUGACGUAACACUCAACUCUUGAGAAACGCAAUAUUUCUGGAAAUGUUAGCGCAGCCAUAAGUGUUGUAAACUAUGCGCGAAAAUGUUUCGCUGUAUGUUGGUUAUAGUGGCGGUGUUGCCUAGACAAGUGUGUUUUUGCGAAAUAAUAUGAUUUAAACCCUCAAAUCGUGCUCCGGGGGAUGUGCGGGCGGGGCCUAUUUGACGGACAGAUCGAAUGGCCAAUAGAAUGCGCGUAGGUGUGUACGAAUGGCGUGACAUCAGCCAAUGGAGCCGUCGAUGGGUUUAUAAAAAGUCGGGCGGAGCCUCAACUUCGCCAUUUCAUUGUAGCGCUGAGCUGGAGGAUAGAGGAAGUCAGAAAAACAAGGCCGCGAAACUCGGAUACUCGAACGAAACCGGUUUAAAAACAGAAUCCGGAUCCAUCCCGAUGGAGACGGCCAUUAGCCCGCCCUUUGACAGCUCUUUGGGCGGGGGCGACGGCAUGCAGGGGCUCACGAUGAUGGAGCAGACCAUCUCCGGACCCGGCAAGCGCAUCCGCAAGCCGUCGCUGCUGUACGAAGGUUUUGAAGGACCUGCUCUGCCCCAGGUUCCCCAAUCCGGACCCCCUCAACCCCCUGUACGGGACCCCACUCGACAGGGCCGCAUGACCAACCAACUGCAGUUCCUCCAGAAGGCUUUACAGAAGACGCUGUGGAGGCAUCACUUCGCCUGGCCUUUCCAUGAGCCGGUGGAUGCUGCCAAGCUCAACCUCCCUGAUUAUUAUAACAUCAUUAAGCAGCCCAUGGACAUGGGGACCAUCAAGAAAAGACUGGAGAACAAUUAUUACCGCAGUGCCAGCGAGUGCAUGCAGGAUUUCAACACCAUGUUCACCAACUGCUACAUCUACAACAAGCCAACAGAUGACAUUGUCCUGAUGGCCCAGUCUCUGGAGAAGGCUUUCCUGCAGAAGGUUGCACAGAUGCCCCAAGAGGAAGAAGAGAUUCCCGCACCUGUCCCUAGGGGCAAACCGGGCAAACUUAAAAAAGGCCACAAAUCAAUUUCAGGUGGAUUCACGACAGCUCAUCAGGUCCCUGCUAUAUCUUCUGUAUCCCAGUCGGCCUACUCCCCUCCCACUCCAGACACCCCAGACUCGGUCCUGUCCACCCCACCGCAGAUGCUUAUAACCAAGACUUUGCCUCCCACUUCACAUAGCACCCCUGCGCUGCUGGGCCUGCCACCUACCCAACCUACUGCAAAGAAAAAGGGCGUCAAGCGUAAGGCAGACACGACCACCCCCACCACCACGGGCAUGCCUCUCACUAUGGGUGUAGGUGGCAUGGGUCUCGGCUUGGGUGGCGGUGACUCCCCGCUCACCAUCUCUGCUUAUAGUGCAGACCCCAAACAGGGUCUGUCCCUUGGCCUGAACCUAGGUCUUGGUGGAGGCCUGGUUGGAGACAAAGUUCCGGCGAGACGAGGUGGCAGUGGCAGGCCCAUCAAGCCACCACGGAAAGACUUGCCAGACUCCCAGAACCAACAUCAGCCAGUGCGGCGUGGGAGGCUGAGCCAGCAGCUACGAUACUGCAGCACGAUUCUCAAGGAGCUGCUGUCGAAGAAGCACACAGCCUACGCCUGGCCCUUCUACAAGCCGGUGGAUGUUUCCUUACUGGGACUGCACGACUAUCACGACAUUAUCAAGUGUCCCAUGGAUCUAAGCACUAUAAAGAGGAAAAUGGAUCAUCGGGAGUACCGGGAUGCAUUGCAGUUUGCCGCUGACAUCAGGCUAAUGUUUUCAAACUGUUACAAGUACAAUCCCCCAGAUCACGAUGUGGUGUCCAUGGCCCGAAAAUUACAGGAUGUCUUUGAGUUCCGCUUCGCCAAGAUGCCUGACGAGCCCCUGGAGUCCCUCCCACCUGCGUCCCUGGGCGGCGGCCUGGGCGGUCACUCCUCCUCUUCCUCCUCCUCUUCCUCCUCGUCAUCAGAGAGUGACGUGAGCAGCGAGAGCGAGAGCGAGAGCAGCCCGAGCUCCGACAGUGAGGAGGAGAGAGCGCAUCGCCUGGCCCAGCUUCAGGAACAGGUGUGUACACAGUUGAGGGCGGUGCACGAGCAGCUGGCUGCGCUGUCCUCUACGCCCAUCGUCAAGCCCAAGAAGAAGAAAGAAAAGAAAGACAAGAAGAAAAAGAAGAAGCCGGAAAAACACAAGAGGAGCAGGAGCAUGGUAGAGGAUGAGGUUGUCAUUCGGCCGCCAAAAACGCCAAAACUCUCCAAGACACCAAAGAGCAGGAGCAACAGCAAAGCAGCGACUUCCACUCAGGGCAAGAAGGGCUCCAGUAAGAAGAGCAACAAGAGCAAAUCCUCAAAGAAAUCUCAAGCUGCAUCGUUUAACCCCCUACCCAUGAGCCACGGUGGUCUUACGCCACACUAUGACUCGGAGGAAGAGGAGGAGACCAGCCCCAUGAGCUACGACGAGAAGCGGCAGCUCAGCCUGGACAUCAACAGGCUGCCGGGCGAGAAACUGGGCCGCGUGGUCCACAUCAUCCAAUCGCGAGAGCCCUCGCUGCGCGACACCAACCCAGAGGAGAUCGAGAUCGACUUUGAGACGCUCAAACCGUCUACGCUGCGGGAACUAGAGCGAUACGUCAUGAUGUGUUUACGAAAGAAACCACGGAAACCUUAUGUGGCAGUCAAAGGUGCUGCGGGUAAAUCUCGUGAGGAGUUGGCUCUGGAGAAGAAGAGAGAGCUGGAGAGAAGACUACAGGACGUCAGCGGCCAGCUUAACUCCGGCAAGAAACCACAGAAAACCAAAGUGGAGAAACCCACUGCGGUGGAACCCCAUGCCAUGGCGUCUCGUCUCAGCGCCAGCAGUUCCAGCUCAGACUCCUCCUCAUCGUCAUCCUCUUCCUCAUCCUCUGACACCAGUGACUCAGACUCAGGCUGAACCAAUCAAAAGAAACAGACAAUAAUUAAAACACGCACUCCAUCCUAGAAUAGAAACAACUAGUGAAAGAGAGAGAAAUAUGAAUAAGGAAAAGCAGGCUUUCUCUUUAGAUGUAUAGAAGCAGUGUGAGGUCAAAGAGAAUUCUGGGAAAUGUUGGACGGAGAAGGAAGUGAUGGAAAAGCAGACCGGGGCAUCCUUGUCUAAUUUGGGACUCAUUUCCGUUAGGCCAUCCUUCUUUACCUUGUGUAUAUAUAUGUACAAAGAUAUAUAAAUAUCUAUUUUUCUUUUAUAAAGAAGAAUUUUAAGCAAUUCCCUGGUAGGGAAGAAAACAAAAAUCUGACUUUUUCUUUUGUGAAUCUUCUUUUGUGUUGCUUUUUUUUCUCUCCCUCUUUUCGUUUGACCUAUUAGUUGUUUGUCCUAAAGAAAACAAAAGGCUUGGAGUGGAAACUACUGUCACUUUUGUUUGCAUGAGCGAGUGCGUGAUGUGUACGUGUGCCAUUGAAUCCAGUGGUUUUCCCGCCCACUCCGAGUAAUUUACACACUUUGCACAUACGUGGAUGUGUGGCCGCUUGGUUGUGCAUUUGAAUGAAAAAACAAAGCUCCACCUAUUCAAAUGGCAUCUGUACAUCUUGAAGUUAGGAGAACAUGAAAUGACAUCAUCCAUCUCUGUUCGAUGGGCGGCAUGUUGGCUUUAGUGGCGUCUUAAAACUUGAAUCUGAUCACCUCUCCAUCCAGCCUGCUUUAUUCCCCAUGGUCAAAUGAAUGGGUUCAAAUCUGCAUUAAACGUACAGAAUCGUGCUCUUAGAAUUCAGCUGGGCUACAUGAGCAUUUGUUUUUCUGGAUGCUUAAAUUAUUUUUCCGUUCGUGUGGUUUCGGUCAGGAUUUCAAGAGCAGAACAGAGUCUUAGAUGCACUAUCAGAAGCUGCUUAAUAAGGUGUUGAUAUGAGUACUGUUUUGUAAAUCUUGGUUUUUGAGUUUUAGUCUGGUUUUGUUUGUUCUGUUUUAGUGUGUUAAUUAUUAUUUGCCCAGAGAAUUAAUGCACAAUUUUUGAUUUUUUUGAUUUUUUUUUAACAAAAUGACCCUCACAUUCAGAAAUGAAAUGCUUGGAAAUAUAGUUUCAAUAUCAUAACACAUGCAGUUACACAACAACAAAACAAUUUAAAAUUUGUAUUUUUUCUUCAAAAAUGUGUACAUAUGUAAGUUUCAUGACCUCGCAGCUUGCAUCUGUCAUUAUGACCUGAUUUCUGUUUCCUGUGUUAUUUUUUUCUUUUUUUUUCUUUGUUUACUUCUGUCUUCAGCUCUUCUGUUUAGUAUUGUGGCUGGUUUUUUCCACAGCUCAUUCUGUUUUUUUAAGAAAACAACAAAACAUAACGAAAUGAAACCUCACGCUAUAAGCAUCAUCUCCACAGAUGCUUCAUGCGACCGUAGUUCUCAUCUGAAAAAUGACACAUUAAUAAAGAGGGUGAGAUGUUCUUAAAACAAAA
Molecule: messenger RNA, 5440 nt
Organism: Megalobrama amblycephala (Wuchang bream)
Lineage: Eukaryota; Metazoa; Chordata; Actinopteri; Cypriniformes; Xenocyprididae
Gene: brd2a
Product: bromodomain containing 2a
Exons: 12
Coding region: 1260-3956 (898 amino acids)
Biological process (GO): chromatin remodeling; regulation of DNA-templated transcription
Cellular component (GO): chromatin; nucleus
Source: RefSeq, a predicted model, not a curated record